UUAAAUAAAAUCAAUCAUAAACUAAAAUAAAUUAAUAAAUAAAUAAAAAAAUAAAUUACUAUUCAAUAGUUUUUAUCAAAAGUGAACAAUUUUAUAGCAUAGCCAUUUAACUAACAAUAAAGCUAAAAAGCUUUGCAUUCUAGAUCUAUGAGUGAAUAAAUGAUUAUUGUUCCAAACCAAGUUUUAAAAUAGCAGCAAUAAUAGCAAGUAUCUAUUUAGUAACCACCCACGGUUUAAUAUGUUAAUCAAAUCUCUAAAGAUCCUAAUACAGUUUAUAUUCAAUCUCCAGUUAUCAGAAAAUCUAUUAAUACUCCAAAUUCUUAUGGCCAAUAAUAAUUCUUUUAGUAAUCAUUGUAGUCACCUAAAAUUGUAGAAUUCUAAGGUAGACAACAACCUACUUAGAAUUAGUUUAAGCAAUAGAUAAAUCCUAAUAGGUCUCCAAAUUUUAGCUCUAUCUUAUAAUCUAUAUAAAAUGGACCAGUAAGAGUUAUUGCAGACCAAGAAUUAACUGGAACUCCUGUUGUAAGAUAAGCUGCUUAAUCAUAAUAUUAAGUUCAGCCUAUCUAACAAAAUUAAUUACCAACUCAAGUUGUUACUUAUGGAUAACCAGUACAGUAGCUGUAAAGCUAAAAUUCUGUUGCUUAUGCAUCAUAACCUAUAGCCCUUGCUAAUUCAGUAUUUUAGUAGAUCUAAAAUUAGUAAUAAAGUUUAGUUUAGUAAGAGUAAGAAAAAUAUCAAACACCUGGUAUAUUUUAGUUAGCAAAUUAAAAUCCUUAGCAGGCAAAGUAAUAAUAACAGCAAAGAAAUUUAACUAGAAGGUAGUCUCUAUAAAAUUUGCAAAGUUAUUAAUAGUUUUAUCAGUCUUAAUAGCAGCAAAAUUAGAUAUCCUAAGAAAAAUAAGACGAUGUACGUAGUAGCUUAAAUGGAAACCUAUAAAAAUAACCUAUUAUAGUUAGUGUAAGAUAAAGUAAUUUGCAAGGUAGUAACAGAAAUGCUGUUUAAGAUGAUAGCUAAGGACCUUAAGUUAUUUAAUAAAGCUAAUCGUAUAGCAAUUAUAACCUACGUCCUCAAGAAUAAUAGAUGACCUCAAACAGAAUAUCAGAAGUAGCAGGACCUGCAAUUUAAAAUUACACUUAAGUUAGCUUAUAAAGCUAAUCUUAGCAGUAAAAUAAUAAUGAUAAAAAGCAUAUUGUAGUUAAGGAAAGAGUACAUGUUGUUUAAGAUAGAGCUAAAAUUGAAGAGUUAGAAGCUAAAAUAAAGUCUCUUCAAGAAAGCAUUGAGCUACAAAAUAAAGCAGUCCAUUCAAAAGAAUCAGAAAUUGCUGAUUUAUAUACAAGGCUAUUAGAAAUCGAUCACCUAAAAAGAGCUAAAGAGCGUAUUGAAUAAGAAAAUUAGUCUUUGAAGUUAUAAAUUGAAGAAUGGUAAAGAAGAUACAAUGUGCUUGAACUUUAGGCAUUCGAUAAGCCAAAAACCUAGUUCAUAGCUACUGGAUAUACAGCUUAUGAUGCUGAGCGUUUAUAUAACUCUCUUAAGAUUAAAUAAGAAGAGAAUGAAGCACUUAAAACUACAAUAGCUAGGUUAGAACUAAAUUAAGGCUAAGAUAAAAUUUUAAAAGAAGAAAUAUAAAGGUUAACUGACUUAGUAGAUUUAAAAACAAGGUAGUGUGAAGAAUGGAAGGCAAAGUAUAUGAAUCAAGAAAUACUAAAUAAUAAGUAUAAAAUUAGACAAGAAUAUUAAGAUUAGAUAAUCAGUGGAACUUUAAAGGACAACGUUUAGGUUAAUUCUGAGACUCCAAAAAUGUCUAUGAUUUUUAACGAAAAUGGAGUGUACAGCAAUGUAAAAGAUGUUACUUAGCUUGCUAGGUUGGUUCAUGAAAAAGAUGAAACACCUAAAAGAAGUGCAAACUCAGUAACAUAUAAUACUUCAGCUUUAUUUAAAAAGAAAAAUGAAUUGAGUAGCCCUACUAAUGCUGCUAUCUUAGGAACAACUUCUUAUAUAGAUGAUUUAAAAUAAAGUAAAAAAUAAAAGAAUUUUAAUUGA
This is a messenger RNA of Tetrahymena thermophila SB210, 2040 nucleotides long. RefSeq lists its product as hypothetical. The transcript is spliced from 3 exons. The record is from RefSeq and is a predicted model, not a curated record. Lineage: Eukaryota; Ciliophora; Oligohymenophorea; Hymenostomatida; Tetrahymenidae.